This is a messenger RNA of Penicillium malachiteum, 1122 nucleotides long. RefSeq lists its product as uncharacterized. Gene Ontology annotation, molecular function: D-arabinose 1-dehydrogenase [NAD(P)+] activity. The record is from RefSeq and is a predicted model, not a curated record. Lineage: Eukaryota; Fungi; Ascomycota; Eurotiomycetes; Eurotiales; Aspergillaceae. The transcript has a single exon. The coding region runs from base 1 to 1122 and encodes 373 amino acids. Gene Ontology annotation, cellular component: cytosol. Gene Ontology annotation, biological process: dehydro-D-arabinono-1,4-lactone biosynthetic process.
AUGAUCAGCCAGAGACCUUCAACACCGCUAUCACGGAUACUUCCACCCCUCAUUCUAGGAGGGGCAGGAUUCAGCCACCAGGUAUUCCGGAAUCCGAGCUCUGCACAGGCAUUGGAGGUCUUGAAGCGUGCGUUUCAAUUUGGAAUAAGAGCAAUCGAUACCUCCGCAUACUACCACCCGUCUGAGAUACUGCUUGGCGAGGCGCUCUCCCAUCCCGAAAUUGCCAAUUAUUAUUCUCGUGAUGAAUAUUUUUUGAUGACGAAGGCUGGCCGUAUCAGCGCGAAUGAGUUUGACUAUAGUCCAUCAUGGAUACGGCAGUCAGUACUACGAUCUCUCCAGCGCCUCAGAACGGACUACUUAGAUGUCGUUUUCUGUCAUGAUGUCGAGUUCGUCCCAGAGGAAGAAGUCAUACAAGCCGUUGGUGUCUUGGUAGACAUGGUCAACGAGGGCCACAUUCGGUAUAUUGGAAUAUCUGGUUAUCGCAUCGAUAUUCUCACACGUCUGGCCUACCGUGUCCGAAAUGAACUUUCCCGACCGCUGGACAUUGUACAAAACUGGGCUCAAUUGACCCUUCAAAAUGAGAAGUUGGCAGAAAGUCUUCCCACCUUUCAGGAUGCUGGAGUCUCUUGCGUGUGCAGCUCUAGUCCCUUGGCAAUAGGGUUACUUCGCGAGAAUGGUGUACCUGUCGGGGAUUUGGGUGACUUUCAUCCUGCACCACUUGGUUUGCGGCAAGCGUCGCAAUCAGCUGCGACAUAUGUCCGCUCUCAGGGUGAAUCCCUCGCUUCAUUGGCACUACGAUAUGCUAUUCGUCGGGCACAGACGGAGUCUUCAGCCGACUUCCGAGUUACAACAAUCAUGGGGAUUACUUCUGUUGUUGAACUGGAAGAAAAUCUGGAAUCGGCUCGGAAGGUCCUCCUGAGUCCAAAGGGAAACGAGUCAUCCUGGUCCUGGCUGGCAGAUUUGAAUUCUUCUGGAAGCUCAGUGUCUACGAACUUUGAUCCUGAUGAGAGAUUGUGUCUUGAGGUACAAAAGAUCCUCGGCUUAUGGCGAAACUAUAGCUUUCCCAGCCCGGGACAUAACUGGGAUAUUGCCAACAAACGCUUAAUCAAAGCGAAAAUAUAA